Molecule: messenger RNA, 6770 nt
Organism: Nomascus leucogenys (northern white-cheeked gibbon)
Lineage: Eukaryota; Metazoa; Chordata; Mammalia; Primates; Hylobatidae
Gene: TICRR
Product: TOPBP1 interacting checkpoint and replication regulator
Biological process (GO): mitotic G2 DNA damage checkpoint signaling; mitotic DNA replication checkpoint signaling; response to ionizing radiation
Cellular component (GO): nucleus
Molecular function (GO): chromatin binding
Source: RefSeq, a predicted model, not a curated record
UCGACCAGGGUCCCUAAGGAAAGCAGUGAAUGGCGCUGGUUCCCUGAAGGAAGGGACUAAGGGACGGUGGCGCGGGCCCGGACUGGGGCCCCGGGGCCGCGGCACGGCCGAUAUGGCAUGCUGUCACAAAGUAAUGCUGCUGCUGGACACCGCGGGCGGCGCCGCUCGCCACAGCCGGGUCCGGCGGGCCGCCCUGCGCCUCCUCACCUACCUGAGUUGCCGAUUCGGCCUGGCCAGGGUCCACUGGGCCUUCAAGUUCUUUGACUCGCAGGGGGCGCGGAGCCGGCCGUCCCGCGUGUCUGACUUCCGCGAGCUGGGGUCCCGCUCGUGGGAGGACUUUGAGGAGGAGCUGGAGGCCAGGCUCGAGGAUCGCGCCCACCUGCCCGGCCCGGCGCCCAGGGCCACCCACACGCACGGCGCCCUGAUGGAGACGCUGCUAGACUACCAGUGGGACCGGCCCGAGAUCACGUCGCCCGCGAAGCCGAUCCUGCGGAGCAGCGGGAGGAGACUGCUGGACGUGGAGAGCGAGGCCAAGGAGGCCGAGGCCGCCCUCGGGGGCUUGGUGAACGCCGUCUUCCUCCUGGCCCCCUGUCCGCACUCGCAGAGGGAGCUGCUGCAGUUCGUGUCUGGGUGCGAGGCCCAGGCCCAGCGCCUGCCGCCCACCCCUAAGCAGGUGAUGGAGAAGUUGUUGCCCAAGAGAGUCCAGGAAGUCAUGGUCGCCCGAAAAAUCACCUUCUACUGGGUGGAUACCACCGAAUGGUCUAAGUUGUGGGAAUCCCCAGACCACCUUGGAUACUGGACUGUUUGUGAACUGCUCCACCAUGGAGGUGGCACUGUCUUGCCAUCUUUCAGCUGGGAUUUUGCUCAAGCUGGGGAAAUGCUGCUCAGGAGUGAAAUAAAGCUGUCAAGUGAACCUCAUCUCUCUCCGUGGAUUUCAAUGCUGCCAACUGAUGCCACUUUAAACCGUUUGCUCUGUAAUUCUCCUGAGUAUGAGGCCUCAUUUCCACGAAUGGAAGGAAUGUUAUUUCUCCCUGUUGAAGCAGGCAAAGAGAUUCAAGAAACAUGGACAGUCACCCUAGAGCCCUUGGCCAUGCAUCAGAGACAUUUUCAGAAACCAGUCAGAAUUUUUCUAAAAGGCUCAGUGACCCAGUGGUCUCUCCCAACGAGCAGCACUUUGGGCACUGACAGCUGGAUGCUACAAAGUCCAGAGGAGAGCACAGCAACUCAAAGGCUGUUAUUUCAGCAGUUGGUAAGCAGGCUGACUGCUGAAGAGUUACACCUGGUUGCUGAUGUGGACCCUGGUGAAGGCUGGCCCCCCGUCACUGGAGUUAUUUCCCCACUCUCUGCCAAUGCUACGAUCCUCACUGUGUUCCGCACCAAGGAGGCUGAAUUUCAACGACAUGUUCUCCAAACAGUUGCGGGUGACAGCCCCCGGGACACAGCUUCCCUUUUCUCAGAUGUUGUGGAUAGUAUAUUGAAUCAGACUCAUGAUUCACUUGCAGAUACUGCUUCUGCUGCUUCUCCUGUUCCAGAGUGGGCCCAGCAGGAGCUUGGCCACACCACUCCCUGGAGUCCAGCUGUUGUGGAAAAGUGGUUUCCUUUCUGUAACAUCAGUGGUGCCAGUUCCGAUUUGAUGGAGUCAUUUGGGUUACUACAGGCUGCCUCAGCUAAUAAGGAAGAGUCUUCCAAAACUGAAGGCGAAUUAAUACAUUGCCUUGCCGAGCUCUACCAGAGAAAAUCUCGUGAAGAAUCCACUAUAGCUCAUCAAGAAGACAGCAAAAAGAAACGAGGUGUCCCUCGUACUCCAGUGAGACAGAAGAUGAAUACCAUGUGCCGUUCCUUAAAGAUGUUGAAUGUUGCAAGGCUGAAUGUGAAGGCCCAGAAGUUACAUCCAGAUGGCAGUCCGGAUGUGGCUGGGGAGAAAGGAAUCCAAAAGAUACCCUGUGGGAGAACAGUAGAUAAAUUGGAAGACAGAGGAAGAACACUAAGAAGUUCUAAACCUAAAGAUUUUAAAACUGAGGAAGAGCUGCUAUCAUAUAUACGUGAAAAUUACCAAAAGACUGUGGCCACAGGAGAAAUCAUGUUGUAUGCAUGUGCUCGAAACAUGAUCUCAACUGUUAAAAUGUUCCUAAAAUCAAAAGGCACCAAGGAAUUAGAAGUGAACUGCCUGAAUCAAGUAAAAAGUAAUCUCUUAAAAACGAGUAAAAGUCUUCGACAGAAUCUAGGAGAAAAACUGGAUAAGGAAGACAAAGUUAGAGAGUGCCAGCUUCAGGUAUUUCUUCGUUUGGAGAUGUGUCUGCAAUGUCCUUCAAUAAAUGAAAGUACAGAUGAUAUGGAACAAGUAGUGGAGGAGGUGACAGAUUUGCUGCGCAUGGUGUGUUUAACUGAGGAUUCAGCGUACCUAGCAGAGUUUCUGGAGGAAAUUUUGAGAUUGUAUAUUGACUCUAUCCCAAAGACACUUGGAAAUCUUUACAACAGCCUAGGGUUUGUGAUUCCUCAGAAGCUGGCUGGUGUCCUUCCUACGGAUUUUUUCAGUGAUGACUCCAUGACACAAGAGAACAAAUCACCACUUCUUUCUGUGCCUUUUUUGUCAAGCGCUCGUAGAUCAGUGUCAGGCAGCCCUGAAUCUGAUGAACUGCAGGAACUUCGUACCAGAUCAGCCAAGAAAAGAAGGAAAAAUGCAUUAAUAAGACAUAAAAGCAUUGCUGAAGUUUCACAGAAUCUUCGACAAAUUGAAAUUCCUAAAGUGUCAAAGAGAGCUAUGAAAAAAGAGAACUCUCACCCUGCUCCUCAGCAGCCUUCCCAGCCAGUGAAAGAUACAGUGCAAGAAGUGACCAAAGUUCGAAGAAAUCUUUUCAACCAGGAAUUGCUUUCCCCUUCAAAGAGAUCACUAAAGCGGGGGUUGCCUAGAAGCCAUUCUGUGUCAGCUGUGGAAGGUCUAGAGGAUAAACUUGACAACUUCAAGAAGAACAAAGGUUAUCACAAACUGCUGACUAAGAGUGUGGCCGAGACUCCAGUGCAUAAGCAGAUCUCCAAAAGGCUGCUGCACAGACAAAUCAAGGGCAGGUCCUCUGAUCCUGGUCCUGAUAUUGGUGUUGUUGAAGAGUCCCCUGAAAAAGGAGAUGAAAUAAGUUUGAGACGAAGUCCUCGAAUCAAGCAGUUGUCAUUUAGCAGGACACAUUCUGCCUCCUUCUAUUCUGUGUCUCAGCCGAAGUCUCGAAGUGUGCAAAGAGUCCACUCUUUCCAGCAAGAUAAGUCAGACCAAAGAAAAAAUUCUCCAGCCCAAAGUAUUCGGUCUCCCAAGAGUCUUCUUUUUGGGGCAAUGUCUGAGAUGAUCAGCCCCUCAGAAAAGGGUUCAGCUCGAAUGAAAAAGCGUUCAAGAAACACUUUGGAUUCGGAGGUACCUGCAGCUUACCAGACUCCCAAGAAGAGUCACCAGAAAUCUCUGAGCUUUUCUAAAACUACACCAAGAAGGAUCUCUCAUACACCACAAACUCCGUCGUAUACUCCAGAAAGGCUGCAGAAAUCCCCUGCAAAAAUGACCCCUACAAAGCAGGCAACUUUUAAGGAGUCCUUAAAAGACUCCUCCUCACCCGGCCAUGACUCACCAUUGGAUUCAAAAAUCACUCCUCAAAAACAAUGUACCCAGGCAGGAGAAGGUACCUCUCUUGAAACGAAGACACCAAGAACUCCUAAGAGGCAGGGUACUCAGCCGCCUGGGUUUUUGCCAAAUUGUACUUGGCCACAUUCAGUGAAUUCCAGUCCAGAAAGCCCCUCCUGUCCAGCCCCUCCAACUUCAUCGACUGCCCAACCCAGGAGAGAGUGUCUCACUCCCAUCAGAGACCCUCUCAGAACACCUCCGAGAGCAGCAGCCUUCAUGGGCACGCCUCAGAAUCAAACACACCAACAGCCCCAUGUCCUCAGAGCUGCUCGGGCAGAGGAACCAGCCCAGAAACUAAAGGAUAAAGCUAUCAAAACCCCAAAAAGACCAGGGAAUUCAACUGUGACUUCUUCCCCACCUGUUACGCCAAAGAAACUAUUUACCUCUCCUUUAUGUGAUGUCUCCAAGAAGAGUCCAUUUAGGAAACCUAAAAUAGAGUCUCCUUCCCCAGGAGAACUGGAUUGGAAAGAGCCCCAGAUGUCACCCAGUGUAGCUGCAUCUCUCUCCUGCCCUGUUCCCUCAACUCCCCCUAAACUCUCACAGAGAGCUACGUUGGACACUGUCCCUCCUCUGCCCCCUUCUAAAGUUGGGAAACGGUGUAGAAAGACCUCUGAUCCCAGAAGGAGCAUCCUGGAGUGUCAGCCUGAUGCCUCCACUACUCCUGGGGUUGGUACAGCUGACAGCCCAGCUGCCCCCACAGACUCUAGAGAUGACCAGAAGGGACUGAGCCUCUCUCCUCAGUCUCCUCCUGAAAGACGGGGCUACCCAGGCCCUGGUCUCAGGAGUGAUUGGCAUGCAUCCUCUCCUUUGCUCAUUACAAGUGACACAGAGCAUCUCACUCUCCUUAGUGAAGCCGAACACCAUGGCAUUGGUAACUUGAAAAGUAACAUCUUAUUAGUGGAAGAGGGUGAGGGGCUAAGGACAGCAGAUGCUGAGGAGAAGUCUUCUCUGUCUCACCCUGGGAUUCCCCCAUCUCCUCCUUCCUGUGGGCCUGGCUCUCCUCUGAUGCCUUCCUGUGACGUGCACUGUACCACAGACGGGAGAUGGUGCCAGGCUUCGGCACAACUAGACAACCUGCCAGCAUCAGCUUGGCAUUCCACAGACUCUGCCAGCCCACAGACCUAUGAGGUUGAGCUGGAGAUGCAAGCUUCUGGCCUUCCCAAACUUCGAAUUAAAAAGAUAGACCCCAGCUCUUCGUUAGAGGCUGAGCCCCUCAGCAAGGAGGAGAGCUCUCUGGGAGAGGAGAGCUUCCUCCCUGCUGUCAGCAUGCCCAGGGCCAGCAGGUCCUUAAGCAAACCUGAACCCACCUAUGUGUCACCCCCCUGCCCCUGCCUCUCCCACAGCACUCCUGGCAAGAGUGGGGGGCAAACCUACAUCUGCCAGGCCUGUACCCCCACCCACGGCCCUUCUAGUACCCCCUCUCCAUUUCAAACAGAUGGGGUUCCUUGGACACCAUCCCCCAAGCACAGUGGGAAGACAACUCCAGACAUAAUUAAAGACUGGCCCAGGAGGAAGAGGGCGGUGGGCUGCGGCGCCGGCUCCUCUUCUGGGAGGGGCGAGGUCGGUGCAGACUUUCCUGGGAGCCUGUCACUGCUUGAGUCAGAGGGCAAGGACCACGGCCUUGAACUCAGCAUCCACAAGACACCCAUCUUGGAGGAUUUUGAGCUCGAGGGAGUGUGCCAGCUCCCAGACCAGUCGCCUCCCAGGAACGGCAUGCCUAAGGCCGAGGAAGCCUCCUCCUGGGGACAGUUUGGGUUGAGUUCCAGGAAGAGGGUCCUGUUGGCCAAGGAAGAAGCUGACUGUGGAGCCAAAAGGAUCUGUGACCUGAGAGAAGAUUCAGAAGUUAGUAAGAGUAAAGAGGGGUCUCCAAGUUGGAGUGCAUGGCAGCUCCCCUCCACAGGAGAUGAUGAGGUGUUUGUUUCCGGCUCCACCCCACCUCCCAGCUGUGCCGUGCGGAGCUGCCUCUCUGCCAGUGCCCUCCAGGCUCUGACCCAGUCUCCGCUGCUGUUCCAGGGGAAAACACCUUCCUCUCAGAGCAAAGACCCCAGAGAUGAGGAUGUGGAUGUACUUCCCUCCACUGUAGAAGACUCUCCUUUCAGUCGCGCAUUCUCCAGGAGGCGCCCCAUCAGCAGAACUUAUACACGGAAGAAGCUCAUGGGAACCUGGCUGGAGGACUUAUAGCCACAAACACUACUGAGCCCAAAAGAUGGAGUCAGCCAGGACUAUGGGUGACUAUGACCCUAUGGGCAUAAAGAAGUUGGAGGCCUGGUCCCAAGCCUCUUUUGCCAUGGUCAGUGUUCAGACUGCCAUUAGAAUGCCUUAGGGUUUUCUAAUUCCCCUCAUGGAUCCAAUCCAUCUCCUGGCCCUGCCCCUUGUUGGGGAAGUUGCAGGAGGAGAGGUGGAUGGCAAUGUAGUUGGUGCUAUAACUCAGGCAGCCUGGGAGUCAGGAAGCCAGACAAGGAAUCCCAUUCCAGCCUCACCCCAACCAUGGCCUUGGCAAGUCAGGGGGCCACUCUGCCUCAUUUAUGCAAAUGGAGAAAGGACCUCCCUGGGGUCCCUUCAGCUGCUGUAAGGCCGGGCUGCUGUGACACAGGCAGCGCUUUGUAAACUGUGAAGCCAUAUAUGUGAAACUGAAGAGUGCAUUGGGCAGCGGAAGCUAUUUUUUGCCUUCCCUGUGUAACGAUAAAAUCAUCUCUAGUGACUGAGCACUCAGUACGUUUUUGUUUAAUGUUGGGCCUGAGGUUAACUGUGACCAUGGUCCAGCUCGAGUGGCUUCUGGAGCAGCCACAUUUCAAGGACUGUCCAAGAGUCAGCCAGUUCAUGGCACAGGCCUCGCCCAUUGCCCACUCGUGGGGAGACCAUCACCUGGCUCAUCGUUUCCACCAAGAGUGCCCCACAGACCCGCUGGACCAGCCUGCUGCGGGUCCUGGCCAGGGGUCUGGCUAACGGUGAGGGCUGACUCUGAACUGUCUCUCAGUCUCCAGACAGUGUUCAAGCCUGUUGUGUUCCCAAAUCUGAUUCCUCCUAUUGUCUUGUAAAUCAAACUCUAAGUGAAAACUUCCCAUUUCUCCCUUCAAAGAUUUUUUUUAUUAAAUGGUUUUUUAAGAUC